Molecule: messenger RNA, 11058 nt
Organism: Falco peregrinus (peregrine falcon)
Lineage: Eukaryota; Metazoa; Chordata; Aves; Falconiformes; Falconidae
Product: junction-mediating and -regulatory protein-like
Exons: 10
Coding region: 444-3218 (924 amino acids)
Biological process (GO): 'de novo' actin filament nucleation; Arp2/3 complex-mediated actin nucleation; intrinsic apoptotic signaling pathway by p53 class mediator
Cellular component (GO): nucleus; cytoplasm
Molecular function (GO): transcription coactivator activity; Arp2/3 complex binding; actin binding
Source: RefSeq, a predicted model, not a curated record
GCGGGGUUGGCGCUGAGUUCCCGCAGCGCCACCGCCACUUGUAAACAGAUCGUGCUUCUCGUGAUGUGUGUGAGGUAUUUGUGUGGGGGCAACCAGACAUUAUCCGCCACGGCGGCAGGUUGAUGACCAAAGGCGGCAGCGGCGGGAUUCCCUGGCAGUGGGUGCGCGGCGGACACCGAGCAGAAAGGAAGUGAUUCUCUGUCCUACCUCCCCACCCCCGCCGUCUCGGUCGGGAUCCAGCGCAUUCUCCUCCCUUAGCGCCUUUCCCGUUCCCCCGUCGCUAAGAUGGCUGAUGGUGGGCAGUGAGGCGGGGCUGCGGGGUGUUGCUACCGGCCGGCGCCCGGCGGGGCAGGCGGGGGCGGCUGACGGGGCAGGACAGGACAGGAUCGGUGCGGUGGGGUGGGGUGAGGUGCGUGUGUGUGCGUGGGAAGCCGCGCGGCGCCAUGUCCGCCUUCGCCCUGGAGGAAACGCUGGAGGCCGACUGGGUGGCCGUGAGGCCUCACGCUUUCCAGGAGCGAGAGAAGCACAAAUUCGUCUUCAUCGUGGCUUGGAACGAGAUCGAGGGCAAGUUCGCCAUCACCUGCCAUAACCGCACGGCACAGCGCCAGCGCAGCGGCUCCCGUGAGCUAUACUGCGGCGGCCUUGCCGCCCCCGAGGCCGGCAUCCCCACGGUGAACAGGGGCCAGGCCUGGAGUAGGGACUUCGGCCUGGCGCGCGGCUCCUCGCACCUUUGCGCCGAGGCGGGGCUGCGGGGCUACGAGCGGGGUGCGGCGGCUGAGGCGCUGCUGAAGAGCCCACUGUGCGUCAAGAGCAGCCCGGCCCGGAGGCCGCUACGGGGCCCGGAGGCGGCAGGUGCCGUCGAAGAGAUAGAAGCGUUAGAGCUGGGGAAGGAGGAGGCCGCCUCACUGUCGCCCUCGCCGCUGCGGGCAGACGAGUCGGUCGCUCCCGACGCGGAGCCCGUGGGGGGGGAGGAGUGCAGCUGGGCCGGCCUCUUCUCCUUCCAAGACUUGCGGGCUGUGCACCAACAGCUGUGCUCGGUGAACUCGGAGCUGGAACCCUACCUGCCUGCCUUCCCCGAGGAGCCUUCAGGAGUGUGGACGAUGCUGUUUGGAGCCCCGGAGCUACCCGAGCAGGAGAUGGACGCUCUCUGUUACAAACUGCAAGUUUACUUGCUCCACAGCUUGGAUACUUGCGGCUGGAAGAUUCUUUUGCAGUUGCUCUUCACUGAGACUGACGACCCCGAAGAGUAUUAUGAGAGUCUGAGUGAGCUGCGACAAAAAGGUUACGAGGAGGUGUUGCAGCGGGCCCGCAGGCGAAUCCAGGAGCUUCUGGAAAAACAUAAGAACACGGAAAGCAUGGUAGAGCUGCUUGAACUGUAUCAAAUGGAAGAUGAAGCCUACAGUAGUCUUGCAGAAGCUACCAUGGAGCUCUACCAAUACUUACUACAACCAUUCCGAGACAUGAGGGAACUUGCAAUGCUUAGAAGACAGCAGAUAAAGAUCUCGGUAGAGAAUGACUACCUAGGACCCAGAAGAAUUGAGAGUCUACAAAAAGAAGAUGCUGAUUGGCAGAGAAAAGCUCACAUGUCUGUGCUUUCUAUUCAAGACCUUACAGUUAAAUACUUUGAAAUAACAGCUAAAGCACAGAAAGCUGUGUAUGAUCGAAUGCGAGCAGACCAGAAAAAAUUUGGCAAGGCAGCAUGGGCAGCAGCAGCGGAACGUAUGGAAAAGCUUCAGUAUGCAGUUUCUAAGGAGACUUUGCAUUUGAUGUGUGCUAAAGAAAUCUGUUUGGAGCAGAAGAAACAUGCACUGAAGGAGGAGAUGCAAAGUCUGAAAGGUGGUACAGAAGCCAUAGCCCAUUUGGACCAGUUAGAAGCUGAUUAUUAUGAUCUACAGCUUCAAUUAUAUGAAGUGCAGUUUGAGAUCUUGAAAUGUGAAGAACUGCUGCUGACAGCACAACUUGAAAGCAUCAGAAGACUGAUGACAGAGAAGAGAGAUGAAGUGGUAUAUUAUGACACUUAUGAAAGUAUGGAAGCCAUGCUUGAAAAAGAGGAUAUGGCAACGUCUGUACACUUGCAAAAAGAGGAGAUGCAAAAGUUACAACGAAAACUCCGCCAACUGGAAGCAAAGCGUGGACAUAUUUCAGCCAAGAAAGCCUACCUCAGAAAUAAGAAGGAGAUCUGUAUCACAAAGCAUAAUGAAAAGAUCCAGCAUCAUCACGAGAGUGAGGAGGAAUACAAGAUGCUCCAUACUGUUCAGCUAAAGCAAGAUCAGCUACAUGAUGAAGAGGAAAGAAAGAGCUCCUGGGUUAGUCAGGAACGACAGAAAACACUGGACAGACUUCGCAUGUUUAAACAGCGGUACCCUGGGCAAGUAAUACUUAAAUCAACCAGACUACAACUGGCUCAUGCAAGAAGACAAUGUGCAGCCAGCUCAGUGUCCUGUGUAGAUCAGCCUAAAUCUUUGCCAGCAACCAUACAAAUCCAAGAGAAAAGUGAAGAGGUAGACUUGGAAAAUACAGUUCAGCCUUUGCAAGUGCAGGAAUCCACAAGCUUCGAACAAUUUCAAGUUAUCUUGUUACCUCCCAAUGGUGUUACCUCUGAACUGCCUCAUGUUAGUACUUCUCCACUUGCCAGUAAUGAGCUUCAACCAGAGACUGUUACUGUAGUACCGCUUCCACCCCCUUUGCCUCCACCACCCCCACCUCCACUUCCACCUUUGCCCUCCAAGGAAGAUGACACCAAAUCCUUAAAGAAAAGCAACAGUUUUGUUAAACAUCAGAGUGAGGAGAAGGGAGUCCAGCACUCUUCCAGUGUCCCAACAGCACGUCUGUUUGACAGCAGUCAGCUAGUCAGUGCCAAGAAGAAGCUUAAGAAGACCAGUGAUCUAGAGGGCUUACACAGGAGGAGAGUGAGUUCCCCAAUGGAUGAAGUGCUAGCUUCCUUGAAGCGUGGCAGUUUUCACUUAAGAAAAGUUGAGCAGAGACAUCUCCCUCCUUUUCCCGAUGAAGAAGAUAGCGAAAACAUCUUGACACAGAUCAGGAAAGGGGUGAAAUUGAAGAAAGUGCAGAAAGAUGUUUUGAGAGAAUCCUUUACAAUUCUGCCCAAUACUGACCCUCUGACAAGGAGCAUCCAUGAAGCAUUGCGACGAAUUAAGGAAGCAUCACCUGAAUCAGAGGAUGAAGAGGAGAGUUUGCCUUGCACAGACUGGGAAAAUUAAACUGUAAUUAAUCUACAUUUAAGAAAAUAUAUUUCUUCAAUGCUUUUUGUAUAGCAAUAGCUGCUAAGCCUCAGGUUAUGCAUUCUAGGAGUCUUUCUAUGAAUGUGACUAAACUGUCUGACAUCCAAUGUGGUAAAACAUGCACAGAUUAAUUUAGUAUCACUGACUUUUCAAAGGAAUUUACAGUUUAUAGUAAGGAAAACUUUUUAUAGGCAACAUCUUAGCCAUUUAUUGUUUGAAUUCUUUUGCUGAAUAGUGACAGAACUGCUCCUAUAAAAAGCUCUAUUUUAUUUACUAAAUUUGAAGGGACUGUUUGCAUCUUACCAAAAUGCUUCAAAAAGCUUUUAAGUAACAAAGCAGCACAAUCUCUCUUGGACACACCCUGCACUUAUUCUCUAAUUACUUCUGGCCUUGUAAAAAUUUAGCAUGUUUAUCACUUCAGACUGAAUAGCUCCAAGUGAUGGAUGAUGAGAUUUGACUGCUGAACACAUUGAAAUCUCAUUGGUUACCUUGUGUGACUGACUCUUUGCUAGCUUGAUUUCAAUCUGUAAACACAGACUUAAUUGCAUUUCUAGACUAUAAACAGCAAAUAUACAAAUAUCAUUUAUACUUCUGUUACUCAUAUUAAUCCUGUGAACUUGCAUUAUAUUAAGCUAUAGUGCCUGAAAGUACAGAUAUUAGACUUCAGCAGAUGAAGUUGAUUUCAGAACAAACCAGAAAUUGGCAAGAGUUGUGUUUUCAAAAUUAAGGCUCCAUCAGUAGCACAAAGAGAUUCUUGAUUACAACACCACCAUAUAGCACUAUUAUUCUGUGGCAGUUCUUUUCUGCUACUGCCAUAUGGAUGAAUUUAAGGCUAAAUAAAAGAUUCCAUUAAACUUAUUUGCAAGUAUUUUAAAAUUGGAAAAAGAGAGGUAUGACAAUCUCUUAAGAAUUUAAACAUUUGUUUAGGGAUGAAAGGUUAUUUCAAGAGUAUGGGAGAUCAAUAUUUAUAAUCCUUGCAACACAGGUAGCAGUAGAAAAAAAGAUAACCUUCUUGGAUGUUUACAAUCAGGCUAUUCUAUCCUGGUUAGUUAUUACCAUAGCUGGAGAGUGACUAUUGAUAAAGUGCUACAGCUGUUUAAAAAGGGAUGGUGACUUAGCACAUCAUCUGCUGAAUGUUGUGAUUAUGAAAUACUAUGUCUCAAACUGUUCCACUGAUAUGCUAUUUUCAAAUAUUAAUUAUAUUUAUCAUUUUUUAAGAAGGAAAAUAAAUGUUGCCUUUAUUUCUUCAUGAACUAGCCAUUGGCCACACUAAUGAUUUAAUACUGUUUAAUUAUGUCAUACUCCUUCUAUACCAAAUGUACUGUUAGUUUUGGAGUGGAAAAUCCAGGAGUGGAGGUAUACUUAACUCUUGCUGAAACUCAAAGUGAGAAUAAUUUUGCUUGGAUCUAACUUUUUCUGUUCUUUGCAUACUGAAAACUCCCGCUACCACAGCCCUUCAGAAAUGAAGUGAUAGCUAUAAAAAAAGACAUGCCUUGGAAUUUACUUGGCUUUCUCAGUGCAAUUAUUCUCUUUUAAUUUCCUAGAUAACUGAGCAAAUUUCAACUUUGUGAUUUGACUUUAUGGUUUUAGUAAACCUAACUUAUUCUUUGGGAUCUUGUUUGCAUUAUUUAGCAAGAAUACUCUUUAACACUAUGGGUCAUUAAAAAAAAAAAAAAUUAUCAAAGAGUGACUUUGAUUUUUUUUAAUCUAGUUGGUGUACAUCCUAAAUGUUUUCCAUUGGAAGAGUAUCCUCUUAGAAGUCUUUUGUGUACAUCGCUGUAUAAUAUAAAUACAUGUGUUUUUCUCUGCUAUCUUUUGCAGCCCUUUAGAAUCAGUUCAGAGUGCAGACUGAAAAUCACUGCCAUUCAGUCAGUACCUGUAGUGCACCAGUUGUUGUCUCCUUUUUAACAGUCUACAGUUAUAGCAUUUUCCCCUUUUAAAGAUGCUCUCCUGUCAAAUGCUGAGGUCCUGGGAAAUCACUUGGACCUAAAGCAGGAUGCAGAGUUCUGAGUGUGUGCUCCUUGCAGUUUUUCACACACCUGGGACCUGUUUUCUCUUACCAAUACCAUAUUUUUUUAUGAAAACAAUCUUGUUUUCAUGAAAUGAGACUGUUUAACAGUUAGUACAGAUUUGACUUAAAAAUGGUUGUACAAAAUAGCUAACAGCUCAGAAAGGAAAAAAGGGCCCCUGCUAUGGAAGUUUGUGAAAUAAUCUGAGAGAACAGAGAGAUUGAGACAAAGCCCUCAUGAAAUUCAGCUGAAUAAAUACUUUUCACAUAGUUGAGUGUACUUGCUUGAACAUAUAGAUUGGUUACUCAGUAGUUAUUACACAAGAAGAAAAAUCUUAAUAAAAGUCUGUUGUAGAAGUUGCAGAAUAGUAUUCUUCAUUAUAAUAGUAUCAGUUUAAUACCAUGCUUUAUUAAAAAGAUUGAUCUACUGAUUUUUAACUAAGUUCUGCACAUCCAAAAAAAACAGUGGCAUAGAGGUUUUAGGUUGAAAACAGUUAUACAAAAGUAUAUUGGCACAUAUGUUACAAACUAUGCUUAAUAUAUAUGCAUCCUUAUAGGCUAAAUGUAAUGUAAUUAUUUGCCUUAGGAAUAGAGGCUAAAUCUGAUAUAAUGACGUAUGUUUAUUAAGUGCCAAAAGUGUCUUAAUGUAUGUGCAGCAGUAGUAUUAAAAUGCACAUUGAAGUGAUUUCCUUAAUUGUUGAAGUUUCAAGACAAACUAAUAGUAACUAAUUCCUGCAGAUAUAGUCAUCACUUGUAUUGCCUGCUUUAUGAGUUAACUUGUACAUAAAGUUGCGACUAACUUUGUUUCUUUUAAGAGCAAUUCCUUCCUUAUGGACAGUAACCCAUGUACAAAAAUGUUGAGGCAUUCUGUGUAUCUGAAGUACAGAUGAACAAGCAGUAUAAAGAUGUGGUAGCUUCUGUAUGAAAAAACAGAAUGUUAUUGGUUAUCAAAAGUGUCCCAAGCCUAUCUGUGUAUGUGCACAUAAUGGUACACAUAAAUCAGUACAAUACAUUUAGAGUACUGUAUGUAAUGCGAAGCCCAGGUUCCUGGGAGUGAUGGACAGUGUAACUGGUUGAAGAAGCGAGCUUUUGCUCUCCAUAGUUUUCUAAUCCAGUAUUUUGGGCCUCUUCAAGCUCUAAUCUGUGUUCAUUGCCAAUAAUACCAAAAGGCAAAAAAAGACUUGGUCAUACUCUGUGUCUCCUGGCUCCAGAGUUAAAGUGUCAUUACCCUGGGAGCAAAGAGAGAAUCAAGGCUUUUAAAGACACUGCUCAGUAUUGCAUGUUGGAUUUGCCAAAUAUGUUGAUCAGAGAUAAUUUGUACAGCCAUUUAGCUUUUCAGAUGUUGCUUCCCUCCCCCCAAACAGGUGAUUCACAGCCACUGAAGUGAGAAAAGAAAACCUGGUUGAAGAUUACUUUUCCUCUUAAUUUCUGAAAAUUCAGAACCAGCAGUUUUGACCAUCAAUUCUAUAGAAGGCUUUCUUUGUCGAAAAAGUCUUUCUUUGUCAAAUGAUUCAGUGUGUGGGGAAAAUGGCCUGAAAUGUUAAUUUUCAGGUCACUUCUUUCUUUAAUUUGUUCCAAAAAUUCUGUUUUGGGCAGAAAGCUAAGUUGUUCAGAUGUGCAUUUUAUAUAAUCAGGAAUGCCCAAUCCUUAAGCACUUUUUAUAUUUGCGUUAGUAAUGUGUGGCCAGUUAAGUGAGCGGGAGGGGGCAUUUUGAGCUGGGAGAAUACUUGCUGUUAGAGUAACUUUGGGAUUCAGCUAAGACAUUAAACCAGCCAUAAAAACUCCCUUUCACUGCACUGAAUAUAUCAUCUACUCAAAAAACUAAUUAAAUAGCUCCUUGCAGAGAAGCUUGCUAUGUAGCAGUGUGAUGUUCUAGAAUGAGCAGAAUUCCUAUUUGCACUACUGUAGCUGAAAUUCAGUAAUGUGCAACUAAGAUUUGUUUUUUUCUUCUUAGUUUGAAGAAGUGUAAGUCAGUGUGAAAUAUAACAAGUGACUACAGCACAAUGAGAAAUAAGAGCUGAAUUCAGUACAUGUUCAAGAAUGUGUUUGUUGUCAGCAUGGUACAUUUAGCAAGACAUACUACAGCACCUUUUUAGAAGGUUAUUUAUAGUCUUACACCUUUUUAAAGUAGACAUUUUCAUGCUUUUUAAAAAUAAUAUUUAGCUAUGCUGAACCAAGCUUGUUGUACUUUAUCAUUUGUUAUAAGAAGCAAUAUUUUGUAAUUUCAUACUUAAAAUUAUUUUUCUCUUUUGGUUUAAAAUGGCUUUUGAUUACUGUAAACAGCCUUCUUUAAAAAAGAUCAAAACACUUAUACAUACUGAUACUUCAGUUGUGAAAAUCAUGUUUCUCUUGCUGUUUUUUAUUAUUGCCUUUAGUGGCUGCAAAAAUAUUUGUAUUUCAUACCCAAAAGUCUCUUGGCUGAAACAAAACACUUCCCUUUUGAUCCUGAGGUUUUUUAAAGGAGAGUUACAACUUCAACUGCAGUGAAUACUUACUUAGAAGUAAUCCUAAACUUCAUGACUAAUGGCUGCAGGCAGCUACUCUUAUGAUAUCACAGUACUAAAGAGUUAUGUCAGUACUGAAAUACAAAUAGCCUUGUACCAUCUAGAAACUCUAUGUGAUAUUACAGUAAAGUCAGCCUAUUACAAUUCUAAGAAAACUGAAUUUUCACUAGCAUUUUAUUUUUACUAGCAUGACAUACACUGUUUGAGAAAUACACAAUCCCUGUCCUUUGUGUAGUGUGUUCCAUUCACCACUCCUCUUGUGAAAGACUAACUACUAUGUGGUUGUUUUUUUAUAAGUGGAGUUAUGCAUUGCUGCUGUCAUGUAAUAGAUCAUGUACUGUGUUAAUUUUUAUAACAGUAGAUUUCAUGUCUUGCCAUUUACUUUUAUAAAUAGGAACAGGAGAAUUUACCUUAGCAGCUCAGCUGUUGGACCCUUCAGCUGUUUAGCUGUGGCUGUCCUGAAAUUAAAGCUCUAUCAAACAUCUCAAAAGGAUAUCACUUUAUCCUUGCUAUCGACAGGCAUUUUCAUAACCUUGUUGCCUUAUUUAUAAAGUUAGUGAACAUUCAUUUUCAAAGCACCUGUGAGCAACAUUAUUGCAGAGUUGUAUCAAUUUUGCUGUGUGUAUUAGUUGUCAGGUCUGUAUUCUUCUGUCCUGAGAUCAGCUCUAUGAAACACUUGAUACUGGCUUUCCAGGGACCUAAAACUAAACAAUGUUUGUUGUUCUAUUUUUUUUCUUAAACCACUUCUCUGAACCCCAAGUUACACGGUGUGGUUGUAAGCUGUCUAAUAGUGUGUUCAUGCAGCAUUAACAGCAAUUUCAAAGUUUAUCAUACUCAUUUGACAUUGCCUGUACUGUAAGCUGUGGUAUAUUUUUGCUCUACAUUUGUCUGUACUUCCAGUCACACCACACUUUAAAACUGAGUUAAUCAAAUUUUUGGCUGUAGCACAAAAUAAAACUAUGAUGUAGAAUGGUAAUUCAGAUUAUACAGUUAAUCUGAAACUUAUUGCUAAAUUAGUAGUGGUGAUUAAGCAACUUUUAUGUUAUUUUUUUCCUAUUUUCCAGCCUGCAUUUUUAUUCACAUAAUCCUCCAAUUUUCUAUGAAAACUGUGCAUGUGUAAUUGUGGUGGGUUGACCUUGGCUGGAUGCCAGGUGCCCACCAAACCGCUCUAUCACUCUCCCUCCUCAGCUGGACAGGGGAGAGAAAAUAUAAUGAGUCAAGUUAAGGACAGGGAGAGAUCACUCAGCAAUUACCAUCACAGGCAAAAUAGACAGAUUGAUAAUUUAUUACCAAUCAAAUCAGAUUAAUGAGAAAUAAAAACUAAAUCUUAAAAACACCUUCCCACACACACCUCCCUUCUUCCUGGGCUCAACUUUACUCCUGAUUUUCUCUACCUCCUCUUUCUGAGUGGCACAGGGGGAUGGGGUUGUGAUCAGUUCAUCACACAUCUCUGCUACUCUUUCCUCCUCAGGGGGAGGAUUCCUCACACUCUUCCCCUGCUCCAGCGCAGGGUCCAUCCCACAGGAGAAAGUCCUCCAUGAACUUCUCCAACGUGAGACCUUCCCAUAGGCUACAGUUCUUCAUGAACUGCUCCAGCGUGGGUCCCUUCCAUGGGGUACAGUCCUUCAGGAACAGCCUACUCCCAUGGGGUGGGGUCACAAGCCCUGCCAGCAAACCUGCCCCAGCAUGGGCUCCUCUCUCCAUGGAUCCACAGGUCCUGCCAGGAACCUGCUCCAGUGUGGGCUUCUGUACUUACCUGUAUACAUUUCUGGUAAUGAUUCCAUAAGCAUUGACAAUAUAUUAUGUUUAGCACUACAGGGUUAAUGUAACAAGUUAACAGGUGAAGCUCCUUGCAAAGAAAAGGAGUAAACAGAAGCACCUUACUGGGAGAGUGUGUUGCAUAAUUUCAAUGCUACCAGAGCUGACAGAUAGUAGGUCAUCCUAAACGACUUUAAAUUGUUCUUUGGUGUAGUAAGCACACUGACAUUUCUAUCAGUGCUGUAAGAAAUACAGUAAUAGCUGGUUUUAACCUCUAAACAUACUGUAAUUUAUUUUUUUCCUACAAAGUAAAUUUAUAUUUAAUUGCUGCCUAAUACAUGUACUUAAAGUUAGAAUUUUUAGGAUUGAGGGUGGGUGGACAUGCCAGUAUAUUUUAGGGAGAGGCUGUUGUAUAUAUGUUUCUUUGCACUUCCUGUUCAAUUUGACUAUUAAUCCAUAACUCCCAGCUCUGACUGUAGUGAAUCUGCAACCUGACAUUUGUGUAUUUUUAUUGUGAUUCAGGUCUUCUAUAUUCUGUGGCCCAGAGCUUCAGAAUGUGACAGAAAAGACUGUCUUUCAAUUCUGAAAUGUGAAUGCUCUGUUGUACCUCUAAUAUGGAAAAUAACCAAGCAAUUAAUUUUACUCUGCUGAGUUUCUAAUAUUAAUGUAGAGUAUUAUUUGAAGCUGAUAUCUAAGGCUAUUAAGCAGUAGUGUGUCCAUUUAGAAAGAGUAAGAAGGAUGAUGGCCAUUUUGGUGAGUAUAGUCCAAAUUCUACAGAGAUUUUAUUCAAGAAACUGUCACCUAUUCAGUAAUUAGUUUGCUGUAGACCAGCUUGAUUUCUAAGAUUCUUUUAGGAACAUUGUUUUUGAUCUCUGAAUUGGGAAAUAGGUGUUGAGUAUUAGGGAUGCUUACUUAACAACUCCCAGCUGUGUUACUGUGGUUGCUGUCUUUUGGAUUUCAUCUUGUAUAUAUACAAAUACAGCAUCAUUAAGAUGAAAGCUCAAGAAAUACAGAUGGCUGCAGAUUCUUGUAUGAAUGAAGCCAGUAAAGGUUAAUGAAACUAACUUCUUUUUUAAGCCUGUUAAAUAAAUGAGAAAUAAUCAAAAGAAAACAAAUUUGCCAUUCACUAGCUUUGUGCAAUAUUAUUGGUAGUCUUAAACACUAGUACAUUGUGCUUGGCUUUAAGAAAGAUUUUUAACUCCAUUAUAUUCAAAAGAACAUAUUAAAUGCAUAUUUUAUUGCAAACAAUAAGUUUACUAUAGCUAAAAAUCUUAAUGUUAUAAAGUAUUAAGCAACAAGCAUGUUUUAAAAAGUAAAAAAACUAAGUAUUUCUAGCAAUACCUAAAAACUAAAAAGAGAUUUAACUAUCUACUGUCUGCCUCUUGCUCUUUUUUCUUUAGUGCAGCUUUUCUGCAAUACAAGUUUAUUGCUGUGUAUUUAAUGGUUUUAAUGUAUUAAUGGUUUUUAAUAUGACUCAGAAUUUUAAACUAGUACACAAAGUACCAAACUCGCCUUCUUGUAUAUGCGAUGUAAGAUCAUACUCACAGUU